UAGAUCACCGGUACGUACCUGUCAAAAUGGCUGUGGGGAUUUCCCUGAGAAGACAUCUUUAACUAACAUAGUGGGGUUGGUCGUAAUAUAGAAAUCAACCGAUGAUGAGACCGCGGAGAGAUAGUCGAUUGACUCAAUCUUUCCGUCCCGGCUCGAUACCGACUUCUUUUCGAAACACCGAUAUGAAUGCUCGCCCUUUCCAGCCUCGCGGGAAGAGCGCAUAUGCAGAGGAUAGCGACCACGAAGAGGUCGACGAUCGAACACCAUUAAUGAGACCAUCGUCUAGCCGUACCAAGACACCAGGUUAUGGAGCAGAUUCUGUACCCAGUCCGUUUACAUUCCGCCAGCGACACCGAUCGACUUGGUCCGACUCAUCCCAAUGCUCGCCUCGUGAGGCUCCGGGCCAUGACAUCAACAAUCCGCCGUCCAUGCCUUCGACCCCUAAGCUGGGCCCGGAAAUGGGCUACAAUGAUGCAGUUAUGACCGGCGCGGAGUUUGACUUUGGCGCUGGCAGACUUAUGGAUAAUGAACGUGAUGAGUCUCGGCCGCGCGAUAUGGUGAUCGAUGUGGAGGGAACCGGCCAACAAUCUAAAAGCCUACCGGGAUCCGCUCCAGCGUCACCACACCGUACACCUCAGGAAGGGCUAUUGAGACGUCGGACUGUGCCAGCGGAAGAGGAUGUUUGCUUCCCACAGGAGGAUGUCUCUGAGGCAGCGGAAGAAUGCGCGCCAGCGCUAUCACGAGGAGACCUGCGGCGCAGACGACGAGCAAAGGAAUGGCCGGAUCUUUCGGUCUUGGAAGAUUGGGCCCAUGAGGAAAAGGAAGGGCGGACAGGCGUGUUCCGAACAAAAAAGAUUAGCGAGCCUAUGCUGAUUGAGGGUCGUCUCCGUCCCCAGUUCCGAGGUUGGCGGCGUGAGGAGGAUGAGGUACCUUAUCGAUUCACGUACUUCAAUGAGGAAUUUCAAAGCACUAUCCAUGCGCAAACGAUCCCGGAACUGGUUCAAACAGGAAGUAGCUUCCGUGAACUCUUUAUCCCCGAUCCACCUGAACUUGAGGACUCCUCUGAUGAGGAAGAAUCAGACUCGGAGCAUCGGACUAGCGACCACCUAACGCCGAAUUCCCGUACUGCGAACCAUAGUCAAACGGUGACACCAUCCAACAAUCAUGACUUGCAUCCGCCAGCUGAGGAGAGAGCGCACUUUCGUGGGUCGCUUAUCAGUGAAGCGGUGUCAGAUGGACGAGCGUCGGGCGACAUGCCGAAAGAUCAGGCCCAAACUCCUCCGAAACCUAAACGGUACGGGCCUCGACCCACCUUUUGGCUCGAUGUCCUAUGUCCGACUGACGCAGAAAUGCGGGUGAUAUCCAAAGCGUUCGGCAUCCACGCUCUAACAGCGGAGGACAUCAUGAUGCAGGAAGCACGCGAAAAGGUCGAGCUAUUCCGAAACUACUACUUCUUAAACUAUCGCACGUUUGAGCAGGACCCAAACAGCGAAAACUACUUGGAGCCAGUAAAUAUGUACGUUGUCGUCUUCCGCGAGGGAAUCCUGUCUUUCCACUUCUCGCAAACGCCUCACCCCGCAAAUGUACGUCGACGCGUCCGACAACUGAUGGACUACUUGAUCCUGAGCUCGGAUUGGAUAUCAUAUGCUCUCAUUGAUGACAUCACCGACGUAUUUGGUCCCCUGAUUCAAUCAAUCGAGGAUGAAGUUGAUGACAUUGAUGAGAUGAUCAUGAAAAUGCAUUCCGCUGAAGGCCCUGCAACUUCGAGCCCGAAAGACGAGCAAGACAAAGAUGAGGUCCCAGGCCCUGGUGAGAUGUUACGGCGUGUGGGUGUGUGCCGCAAGAAGGUUAUGGGGUUGUAUCGACUAUUGAGUAACAAGGCAGACGUUGUUAAGGGCUUUGCCAAACGAUGCAACGAGCAUUGGGAGGUAGCGCCCAAAUCGGAGAUUGGUCUGUAUUUGGGUGACAUCCAAGACCAUAUCAUGACGAUGACCAGCAGCUUGACAUAUUACGAGACACUUUUGUCACGCGCACAUAGCAACUACCUAGCGCAAAUCAACAUUCACAUGAACGAGCGGCAGGAGCAGACUGCAGAUGUAUUGGGAAAGCUGACCGUCCUUGGAACUAUCGUUCUACCCCUCAAUAUCAUCUGUGGUAUGUGGGGGAUGAACGUCAAGGUACCAGGACAAGAAGUCGAUAGCUUAACUUGGUUUUAUUCGAGUACGAAACACUCUACCUUCACCUCGCAGAAUUUGGAAUACAUAGCUAACUUUGCUCGUUCCAGUCACCGCUGGCCUGGUUCUUUUCGCCUUCGCCUCAUUCCUGAUUGCGAAACGGGUGUACAAUAUCGUUUAAUCACUUGUUUGUGGCCGUCCUUCGAGACGAAUUAUUCUAAUUAUAUCUUUUCCCUUGUUUAUUGUUGUCCCAUGAGGGUCUGUAUAUAAAGCGCUGCUACUGGUUAGAGGCGGCUGGUGUUGGUUGACUCUGGGUUAGUCUCAUGUUUGGGUAGAUACACUGGUCUUGUACAUAGAGUAAGAGCCAAUAAUGAAAGAGCCGAGUUUGAAUCGAUGAGAGAUUUCAAGCCUCUGUCAUAUUAUUAUAAGCUAGGAUCAUCUUUUUUGGGGCCGAAGUUUUGCCUGGUUGUGAGUUGCUGAGUAACCUUUGGUU
Aspergillus versicolor CBS 583.65 is the source of this 2667-nucleotide messenger RNA. Its product is annotated as magnesium transporter CorA family protein. Gene Ontology annotation, molecular function: magnesium ion transmembrane transporter activity. Gene Ontology annotation, cellular component: plasma membrane. The transcript has 2 exons. The record is from RefSeq and is a predicted model, not a curated record. Gene Ontology annotation, biological process: intracellular magnesium ion homeostasis; magnesium ion transmembrane transport. Lineage: Eukaryota; Fungi; Ascomycota; Eurotiomycetes; Eurotiales; Aspergillaceae. The coding region runs from base 102 to 2444 and encodes 780 amino acids.